AUGGACCGCAUCAAAAUUACCUCUGAUGUUCCUGGUAAGAAGAUUUAUGCCUCUUGCAAUAAUGCUAUUGGAACUUCCAUUGGCACUAUUGUGCUCAAAUUACCUUUCCUCAAGGCAAGGGUAGAACCAACUACUUAUUCGCCAGCUACGCCUCCACAAGCUCUGCCUUUGCCACCUACGCCUCUGCCAUCUCCGCCUUUGCCUGUUACACCUCCGCCAUCUCCCCCUAUGCCGUCUACGCCUCCGCCAUCUCCGCCUAUGCCGGUUGCGCCUCCAUUAACUCUGAUUUUGCCAGCUACACCUCUGCCAGCUCCUCACUUGCCAGAUACACCUCCACCAUCUCCACCUGUGUUGGCUACGCCUUGGCCAUCUCCGCCUAUGCCAGCUACGCCUCCGCUAGCUCUAAUUUUGCCACCUACACCUCCGCCAUUGACGGCUACAUCUUCACCAUUUCCCGCCAUGGCAGCUACGCCUCUACUGAUUCUGCCUCUGCUAGCUCCACCUUUGCCAAAUAGGCCUCGACCAACUCUGCCUUUGCCAACUACGCCUCCUCUAGCUCCACCUUUGCCAAAUAGGCCUCGGCCAACUCUGCCUCUGCCAACUAUGCCUUCGCCAGCUCCACCUCUGCCAUUUACACUAGCUUCGCUAGUACCAACUCCACCUCCCCCUGCUCUGCCAGCAACACCACAAAUGUCCUUUAAAGGGAACAAGGAGUGCCAAAUAUGUACUUCACAUCUGGUGCAUCCGGAGCUACUAAACUACAUAAGAAGCACUAUAUUUGGUAUCAAAUAUUGACCAUGAAUUUGUUACAAAAACUUUAAUUUGAUAAAUGCUAGUAAAAUAAAUAUCUUUUUACUUCUUGUAAUCACCAACAAUUAUAUAAUUUCUAAAAGUACUAUAAAAAACACUAUUAUAGACCCAUCUAAGAAUUUCAUCCAAAAAAGAUGGCUCUGAA
Prunus mume (Japanese apricot) is the source of this 955-nucleotide messenger RNA. The record is from RefSeq and is a predicted model, not a curated record. Lineage: Eukaryota; Viridiplantae; Streptophyta; Magnoliopsida; Rosales; Rosaceae.